AUGGGUCAAGCGGCUAGGGUGGUUCUGACCUUGGUCACGCUGUUUGUUGGUGACCUCAGGGCAGAUUUAGGGCUGGCUGAAGUCAUUCCAGAUCUUGUCCAGAUCGUCAACGAAGCGAUCGGAGAAGGUCUGGUGCCUUUGUUGGAGGCAAACGCUACGAUCGAGGUGGAUCUUGAGUUGGAUCGAAGUGGAGCGUUGGCUACGGUAGUCAGCGUUACGAACAUUGUGAACCAGACCAUAAGUGGGGUAUUCUUGGCGGCGCAAGAAGCAGUUGUGGACAGCACGAGUACCCCGAACGUCGUGUUUGGUAGACUGUACAAAGCCGAUGUUAUGGCCGAGAUAGGAUUGCAGGAUGCGAUUGAAGCCGCUGAGGCUUUGGAGUCAGUCGUGAAGCGAUCUACGUCCGAUGCAGUUCUUGGAAAUCUGACCGCUCUACAACACCAGGUUAAGACCCUUACGGCAGUGUACAUUGAGGUUGGAGUGGCGAUCAAUACCUUCCAGUUCACCCCAAACAAUACUAGAAAUCUUAGCGCUACAGUCACUCCGGAUCUAGUGGACAAGGUAGCAGACGUCCUAUGGAACAUUUCUACAAGCGUCACAAACCUUGGCAGUUUGUUCACUGAAAUAGUUCAAGAUAAGAACAACGCAACGGUUUACAUCGUCAACAUCAAUACAACGAUCGAUACCUCAAUAACCACCAUAACCAGUGUCGUAGAAGAUUUCACCAAAUCCGCCAAGGAUGCCAGCAAUCAGCUCUUACAACCAAUCCAGUCCGUUACCUCAAACAUCGCUGAAUCAUACGCCGACAUCACCACAAACCCUCAAGACUUCAACGGCGGCAACAUAACCGACCUUGUCCUAUUCCUAGGAGUGGUUGGCAACGCCAACCUAGUAUUCGGACUCAACACCACCAUGAAUCUCAACCACCUUCAAGCAAACGUCAACCGAACCAUGGCCUUCGCAACCGCAACCGCCGCCAACGCCUUAACCAGCUCCAUCCGAUACAUCACCAACACGACCUCCACCAACGAAUUCACAACCUUCGGCCCCAUCUGCUCCGAACGCUACUUCCAUCAACUUCACCAACUCGCCCCAAAAUCAUCCCUCCUCGCCAACUGCCUCAAAGCGGAACAACCCUCACUAACCAUCCGCUACAAGCUGAUCCUGUCCCCGCUGCUAGCCCAGCUCGAAUCGAAAGCCAGCUCCUUUGGGUCGUCCCAAAUCAAGACCUGUCUCACCGCGGCAUGCACCUCCACGUACUUCCGAGCAUUUCUCAUCCUCGCUGAGGAAGUGGUCCAGGAGCUGCAGGCGAUCGACCGGAUGUUAGCGGCGGAAACGCAAAGCUUCUCGACGCGCAUCGCCGUCUGUGCAAACGCAACGGCGGCCGAUGUGGUCGAGCUGGCGCAGCAGGCGGUGACUGGGUAUAAUGCGUGUUUGUUGGAGGGUAGAUCGGGACCAGUUGGCAUAAAUGUUGUGAUGUAA
Culex pipiens pallens (northern house mosquito) is the source of this 1482-nucleotide messenger RNA. RefSeq lists its product as uncharacterized. Bases 1 to 1482 code for a protein of 493 amino acids. The transcript has a single exon. Lineage: Eukaryota; Metazoa; Arthropoda; Insecta; Diptera; Culicidae. The record is from RefSeq and is a predicted model, not a curated record.